AAGUGCACCUGAUUAGAGCCUUGAAAAUACGCAUGUGAACUGCGGAGUAGACGAGAGCGAAUAUGCAUUGAAAGCAAUUAUUUUAUCGGGUGGUUAGCACUGGUUGGGACGAGCCGUUUUGUUGUGGUACCAACCUGGACCGGUGUGAUGCUAGGCGGAGAGGAAAAGCUAGCUCCGGGUACCAAUAGGGUUGCUUGAAAUUGUCCUCUAUUACAGAUGACAUUAUUCUGCAUUCAACAAAACAUUGGCCCACGGUUUUUGGUUUAGUUCUGCAACGUUAAUCAGAACGACAAAUGGCUAAUACAGCCAGAAAGAGAUUUUUUUCUGUGUGCACUUCUUUUUCUGACGAAGAAGAGAUAGCAAGUCUCUGUCAAAAUGCCUGUGGUCCUGAUGCCAACCCCCAAGAACAACAGCAUCCUUAUGAAGCCAUGCUGUGCUGCCAUCGCCUCCACGACUCCCUGCUGAGCUCUGACAGCCGCUUCACAGCUUACAGAGGCAUUCUCAACUGGAUCAUUAUCCUCCUGGUGUUGACUCAUGCUCACUUGUUUCUGGAAAACUUUAUACAACAUGGGUUUUUGAUAGACUUGAAGAAGAUAAUGGAACAUCUGACCGAAAAUAACCUCAACUGGCCGUCUUUGAACCUUAUCCUGGCUGCCAACGUUUUUGCUGUAACAGCUUUGCUUCUGGAACAUUCCCAAGAGAAGGGGAAAUUGUCCUCUAGCCAUGCUCAUUGUUUACAUCUAGCAAACCUCGGACUGCUUAUGAUGAUCUCUGCUCUUCCAACUCUGCUUUACCCUACAAUAUCAACAGGAGGUGCAUUCUUCACUCUGUGGUCCUACACUGUGCUUGGCCUGAAGCUGUAUUCGUACCACGAAACAAAUCGAUGGUACAGACAGGAAGAAGAGAAGAAUGAAUCAUGCUCGCCAAAAUCAGCUGAUGAACAUCUUACUUUUAAAGACCUUUACUACUUUCUGUUGGCCCCAACUCUUUGCUACCAGAGGGAAUUUCCCCGUAGUCCCAAGGUUCGCAUGAGCAAUCUGCUGCACAGGCUUCUGGAAAUGGUGAUUCUCAUUCAGAUCAUGGUUGGAAUCGUACAGCAGUGGAUUGAGCCCAUCUUCCAGCGGUCAGAAAAUUCAUUCUCCACCAUGGACUUUACAAUGAGAGUAGAGCACUUGGUUGGACUUGUGGCACCCACCCAUUUCCUGUGGCUUCUGCUGUUCUUCUUGUGCCAUUCCUACCUCAACCUGUGUGCCGAGGUCCUGCGCUUUGGGGACCGUCAUUUUUAUGGAGACUGGUGGAAUGCUUCGUCUCUGAUAACCCUCUGGAGGAACUGGAACAUUCCCUUUCAGAAAUGGGGCCACAGACAUAUGUACACACGGCUGGUGGAGGCAAAUGUAUGCCCCUGGCAAGCAGAGUUAUUGGUCUUCCUGUUGUCUGCCGUUCUCUGUGAGUAUGUGAUUGCGCUACCUCUUCACAGCUGUCGAAUGUGGAUCUUUCUCACAAUGGUAUUUGAGCUUCUGGUCACUGUUUUCCUCGGACGAUAUUUCACGGGGAACUAUGGCAAUGGCCUGGUGUGGCUGUGUCUGCUGCUGGGACCUCCCCUGGCAGUGACCAUGUACUUUCACGACCAUUACUUGGCCUUCGUCAUCACCACCAACAGCAGCUCUCCCCAUCAUCAUCCUCAGUCAGGACAGUAACUACACCAUCCUGACUGUAACCUGAUUAUCAUGGGUCUCUGUCUGUGGAUGGGCGGACCUGAAGUCUUCCUCUUUUUCAUAUAUAUAUUUUUUUUUACCAAGUAACAGCAAGACUGAGCAACUUUUGCACCAAUUAUAUAAGGGUGAAGGAAUUAAGCAGCCAUGAAGGCAAUAAAGAUGCGAAAAAGGUUAAACUGAACUGCGGGACAGGUUGUUUGUUUGAAAAAUUGUAUGCAUGAGUAAAACAUGGAAAAUAAAGCUGCUGCUUUGUUUAUUGUCAUCUGAUCGUAUCGGGCGCUGUUUAAUCAUCUAACGAGUCUCAUACAUAAUCAUUAGGACAUUUAAGAAAUGUACUUCUGGUCAUACAAGUUCAAACAUGGAGGUGUUGAGCAUGUUAACGUUGGUUAUUUCAUCAUGUGUUGUACUGCCAUAGUAAUAACGUAUUGCAAAGUAUAUUUAUUUAUUCUGUUUUUGAUAAUACAUUAUUGAGAACAUUUCAAUUUAAU
This is a messenger RNA of Gadus chalcogrammus (walleye pollock), 2203 nucleotides long. Its product is annotated as diacylglycerol O-acyltransferase 1-like. The record is from RefSeq and is a predicted model, not a curated record. Gene Ontology annotation, molecular function: diacylglycerol O-acyltransferase activity. Gene Ontology annotation, biological process: triglyceride biosynthetic process. The coding region runs from base 294 to 1697 and encodes 467 amino acids. Gene Ontology annotation, cellular component: endoplasmic reticulum membrane. The transcript is spliced from 18 exons. NCBI's taxonomy places the organism in Eukaryota, Metazoa, Chordata, Actinopteri, Gadiformes, Gadidae.